AUGGCAAACAACAUAAGAGAAGACAUUAAAAAUGAUUAUGGCAUUGAGUUGUCAUAUGGAAAAUCUUGGAGAUGUCGAGAGAAGGCUCUUUCUUAUGUCAGAGGGACACUGGAAGCAUCCUACAAAAAGUUACCAUCGUACAUGUUCAUGCUUCAACAGAAUAUCCUGGGACUCGUGCUAGAUGCAAAUAACCAUCUAUAUAAAGUUGCGUUUGGUAUUGUGGACAAUGCGAAUCAUGAUUCUUGGAAGUAUUUCAUGUCAAAGCUAAAGAAAGCGAUUGGGGAAGUUGAGGACCUGACACUUGUAUCUGACAGGCAUGCAAGUAUUACACAUGCCUUGGAAACUAUUUUCCUCGAUGCCUAUCACGGUGCUUGCUACCACCACAUUGGUAUGAAUGUGGUUGCUAAAUUCAAGACUGAUCAUUGUCAUGCUUUUAGGAAAUCCGAGUUGCACACUUACUUCGAAAAAAUCAAAUCAAAAGACCCAGCUAUUGCUCAAUACCUAGAAGGCAUGAGUUUUGAUAAGUGGUCCUGUGCUUACUUUCCUGGAAAUAGAUAUAAUAUAAUGACAAGCAAUUACGCUGAAAGUUUCAACAAUAAGACCUGGGACGCUAGGAGCUUUCCGAUAACUACAUUCGUUGAAUUUAUUCCCUUCACACUGCAGUCUUGGUUCUGUGAUAGGAGAGAAACUAGCAAGAAGACCACUACAACUCUUGCACCGACCUAUGGGAAAGAUUUGGUGGAUAUGGCUGAGAAAGCUCGAUUCUUGAUCCCUUAUGAAAUAGGGAGGCAUGAGUUCCAUGUGUUAGAUGGUGAGCUGAAUGGUGAAGUUAACCUCCUAAAUAAGACAUGCACAUGUGGCGUGUUUCAGCUUAUUGGUAUCCCAUGUGUUCAUGCACUAUCCUUAAGCGAAGGGUGA
Messenger RNA from Humulus lupulus (European hop), 918 nucleotides. RefSeq lists its product as uncharacterized. The transcript is spliced from 3 exons. The record is from RefSeq and is a predicted model, not a curated record. Gene Ontology annotation, molecular function: zinc ion binding. Bases 1 to 918 code for a protein of 305 amino acids. Lineage: Eukaryota; Viridiplantae; Streptophyta; Magnoliopsida; Rosales; Cannabaceae.